GAAAGAAUACGUAGUAGAAGUACUUCUACAAAAUAUCUCUUUUCAAAAGUGCUAGGUUUGAACCCUGGCUCGACCAUUACCAAGACAAACACCAAGCAACAACCCACGAUGACGAGACUAUCCCCUCGCUGCGGCGUGCUGGUUCUCUUCGGAUGCAUCGCUGCCUGCUCCUCGUUCGGAGUCGACAGAAGGCCACUGCCGAUGAUUCCAGCUCCGGAGACGGCCGGGGACUCCCCGCCCCCGAUCCGCCUUCCGGAGGCGGCGGUUGGGGCCCUGCGCGCCGCGGCCCUUUCCGUUUCCGUGGUGGUGGCCACACUGGCGCUGCCCCCUUCCGAGGAGGCGCACGCCGCCGUCCCCACGCUCGACGAGGCGAUCGUCGAGCUCAGCGAGGCCUCCUAUCCGAUCCUGAGGUCCCUCGACGCGGCCAAUUUCCAGGCCUUUAGCACGAGGAUUGGGGACCUUUUGCUCGAGAUCAACCCCGACCGGGUGGGAAGGGCCAUCGACCUCGGCAUCGACGUCCUGGACUCGGCACCGGCCGAGAAGGUCGCGGAGUUUGGGGCCUCGCUCACCGCGGUCUACGGCGACCUCAGCACCGACACGUGCAGGCUCGUCCCGCUGCCGCCCUCGGCGGUUGCGGGCCGGUUCGCUGCCCUCGCUGCCGACAAGGUGGACGCGGGCAAGCUCGAGGCCUUUAAGGAGAAGUGGAAGCCCCCGGUGGCGGCCCUCAAGAUCACCGCCGACGACCGGAUCUGCCUGCCGCCCACCCGGGCGGCCCUCGACAAGCUGGCGCUGGCGCAGGCCGACCUGGGCCGGAGCUUCGGCCGGGCCGAGGCAAGGGCCUUUGUCUCGCACACGGGCCCGAUGCUGCAGACGGGGAUUCCCCAGAAAAAGGCCCUGUCGCUCGUAGAAGACGCCAAAACACUGGCGCCGACGGCGACGCCCCAGGCCAAGAAGGACUUUGCGGCGGCGGGGAAAAAGGCCGAAACCGCGUCCAAGCUCGAGAUCGCCAGGAACAAGGUCGCGGAACAGAAGGCGAAGCAGGCGGCAAGCAGGGCGGCACUUGCCAGCGGGUCGUAACCCGAUUCCUUGGUCCGACGGAUUCCCGGGACCCCGCCGGCGGAACCGAUCGAUGCGGCGAAACAAGAGAUUCGAACUCGCACUCGGCAAGGGGUUUGGUGUUUGGUUCCAGCUUUCGAUGCUAGUGUUACAAUCUUGUGCCAUGUACAAAUCGCGCACUGGUUUGUCGAGCAGAAUCUCCUCGCAAUAGCUGGGGCUGCUACAGCCAAUAGUCCGAUACCGGUACAAGUGGUGAGAGCGUCUAUAAGCAGGGUGGAAUCGUGAGAGUCUGAAUCCCCAUCGCUUUCAGUGCCUUUUGCCGAAUUGGUCGAAACUAGUGUAAUAGCGUUGAUAUUGCAUCACAAGAAACGUACAUCCUUCCGCUUAGACACUGCACUGCACUAUAUUGUAUCUAUCGUCGACACUUGCGGCAUCCCGAUUGCAUUUUGUGUAAUAUCAAAGACUUCCAGUUUGUAGGACAGGUCCGAGAAGGGAUCGCUGCCAAUGUUGGCGGCAAAGAAAUUGCAGGUGCCAAAGAUGGCGUCGUAUGCGAUGCCUGCUGCACAUUGGUCGUUGUUGGCAUUGGCCAGGGCAAUAGCCGUCUUGGGUCACCAGUGCGGGCACGAAUCGGUUUCGGAGAAUUUCCCCACCCGAGAGAACUCGGGGUGGCCCUCCGCGUCGACACCAUCGUCGUUGAUUCGGAUCCGCAUGCCCCUACCGGUGCAGCAUAGUUCGUUCGAAGUUCGAAACAGGAACGACAGUUAUCAUGUCAAUGGCCCACCGGUUGGCAAGCUACAAAGGAUCGGAUGUCGUCGUCGACGACAGUUCUGGCCCGUUGCAGAUGGGGGUUGAGAUUGAAGACUGGCGACUCUAUUGCCAAUGGUUUUGUUGUUACAUUGGCCCAAAGGAAGUUGAGGUUGGGAUUGACGGUCAGCCACAUGAAUGCCAUACAAAGACACUCUUGACAAAAGUGGAGGCUUUCCAUCCAUUGCAGAAAAGAUUUUAAUUGCUGGAGCAUUUGUUUGAUUGAUGAGGUCUGCCAGCCCAGAGGUGGUGUUAUCUAAGCAAGUGGUAUUUUGCUCUAAUUGCUUCAACAUAACUAUCAAUAUCUUCCCUAGAAGGCAUUGUGACCAUGGCACUUGGUUCAUUUGGAGUACAUACAGCAGGACCUUCCUACUAUUAGAGAACUUCAACCACUCUAACAUAAAAGUUUGGGUUAGUCCAAAUGCCAAUGAAGCUCCCCACACAACAGAGCCUCCUGUCCUUAAAAAAUGUCUUUAUUAUGUUUAACCCUGUGAACUAGAAGAGGCACUAUAUGGCCACCAGAACCAUUGCUGCUCCUGACUAGGGAGUAUCAUUAGCUGCUCCGGGGGGCAGUGCCUCCUUCCAAUGAGGGGUUGUGGAGGAGCAACUAUGUUCAAUACAUACUGACAAGCCAUUGAAGGCAGGAGGUCUCUGGACUUAUGAUACAGAGAAUAUGAUACAGAGAAGGAGUUGGUUCACAGUGUAGAUGGAUGAGAGCCAUGUCAUGAUCAUUUCAAAGUGCCCUGUCAAACCAGAAGGCAGGUCUCUCCGCAGUGAUAAGAGGAAGCACACUGUCAAGCCAAUUAAGAAGCCAAGAUCUCCCACCGUGUACAGAGACACAGCUGGCAAAGUAGUUAUUUAAAAAAUAAAAGUAAGUAAAUGCCAAAAGAAAAAGAACACUUAACAAACUGACUCAGUCUUGGGCCCAAACAUAUAGGUAAUGGUUGCACGCCGGAGUAUAUUUCAUGGAGGAAGAAGUGCCAAUAGUGGCAGUAUACAUUGUUGUAGGAGCAACUAUUGGUGAAGCCCCUUCUUCUUGGAGGAGAGGGGAACUGGGGAUCUAGAAUGCGGUUUGGGUGGGUGCUGUUGCCAUCAAACACAACAAAUGCUGGAAACAUAAAUAUCUUGACUAGAAGCCUUCUCUCCUUGUUGUCCUCUUCUUCAUCAUCAUCCACCAUCAUGACGUACCAGGCCAAGAUCACUGUCUCAAGUAUCAGAGAAAAGUGUUGGUGUUAUGCUGGCACCAACUUCGUGCAAAUGACUGUACUGUAGUAUGAAAAGAAAAGUAGUAAUUAAACAAAUACUUUUAUCAUAUUACCAGUCCAUUGAAAAUGAAAUGCAUAAACAAUAAAAAGCCUACCACACCCUACAGGGCAAAAAGGCAUUCUUCUCAAACACCAAAAAUUAUUACUAGUAGUACUAGUAAAACCUUGGUUAAUUUUUAAUCCAACCAGUGUUUAGUACUGUAUCCUCCUCCUACUACUAGUAGUACGUAGAUCUAGUACUAGUUUUUGGUCACUUUUUUACUGCAUUAGAAGAACUGCUCUGGUACAGCCUGAAAGCUGCUGUUUUUUUGCGGAAAAGCUUCCUAAAAAUGUUGGGAAUAGUGCCCUAGCAGGCCAUGGGGGGGUCAAUUCUCCAUCAACAGCACCCUGCAAGUAUGGCCAACAAAGGCCAGUUGAGACCAGCUCCUGGUUAGAAAAUAGAUCAGAACUCUAUCAAAAAAUAACUCUAGACCACCAGACUAAGUGCCCAGUCCAACUUUAUAUAAUUAAUUAAAAGAUACAUGUCAUUGGGAAGCCAAAUCAUGCUCUAGCAGCUUAGUAGAACUACUAGUCAGCCCAAGUUACAGUGGUGAGAGGCCAAAAAUUGUUAAUUCUAGGAGUAGCUUUUUAUCGAAUUAACUCCAACAAUGAAUACAUACGGUAAGGUACUACUACAAGAACUGUGAGGAUAUAGCUGGAUCACAAGUAGCUUGUGAAUAACCUCACUCAUUAUUGUAAACACGUAGUAGUUAUAUGGCACUAAAGAGCAAACGUACAUUUCACAGGUUAUGAGCAACAAAUGGCUUACUUUGCUUCAUACCUCCAUCAUCAACGACAAAGCCAUCUAUAUGAGUAGUAUGGUUUACUUCUCUUCCUGCUGCCACGGAGCUCAUGACCCACAACUAGUCUCAUCAAUCUUUGGAGCAGCGCAAGCAAGUUUUCGGAUAUUUUCGUAGAAAAAUAUCUUCGGCAACAGUACUAAACCACGUAGGAUUCUACGGUAUCUUUGUUGUCGCCAAUUCAGAACACUUUUGACACCAGAAGCAUCUGCUGCAUCUACUGUCGCUCGGAACAUCCAACAGCCAACCAGUCUUUUUGCGGUUUUGACUUUCGAGUAAUGACCAAAAGACGAUAGGGGAAUGCAGAAGCAAUGAUGUCAAUAGUAGCAGUGGUCUCGACUAGCGACUCUGUGGACGAAUACGACGAAUACAAUGACGAUCACCAUCACUCUCUCUUGCUGUAUUGUCUCGCCACCAUUCCGAUUCUCGCGUUAAUGAUCGUCCUUCCCAACACGUGCUAUUUGGCGCUGCAGCCACGCCCUGAUCGGCAGAAAAAAAUCGACUGAUAAAACUAUGAAGAUCGAGAAAUCCUUUUUCAAAGCUUCAUAAACGGUUUCGGCCUGCCUGAAAUCGUCUUAGAUUAUAGCAUCUGCAGCUGGCAAAGUGCCUCAUCGGAAUUAAAAAUAUGUAUGCUGUAAUGAAACCCAAACCGAACUUGAGGAUAUAACUAAAAUGCAGUAGCUUUCAUUAGAAUAAUUUGAGUCGGCACGUUCACUGCCUUGUGUCUGAUUGACGAAGAUAUUGCAAUCUGUGCACAACACUGAAAAAUCACUAUAGAAACGGAGAACAAAAACCCUGAUACAGUCAAAUAGAGUUAAAAAGAGUUUUUAAAAUAAAAAAAGUUUUACAGAUAUGCUUAACAAAUAUUGCGUAUAAGAUAUGAAUCCCUCUCCAUACGGUUGGUAGUUAUGGUGUGUCCAGCCUUACAAGAACAAGGCAGCAACUCCGGCAGCGGCGAAGGCUGCAGUGGUGGCAAGACCACUGGCUCCAGAUACCUCAGUUUCCGUUUCUUCCGACACAUCUCCCAUUUCACUAACGGGUUCCUCAUCAACAGACACUGAGGGCGCAGCAGGUUGGCCAUUUACAAUACAGGAGUUGCUAUCCCAUAGCUUGUUGUAGGCCGAGACGUCGUCUUCAUCUGCCGCUUCAUCAAAGUGGAAGUAAAUAUCAACAGUGUUCUCGAAAAUUCCCUUGGCAUCACGGACGGUCUUCGCGACUGGGUCCGUGGAAAAGUGAUAGUCGUAACAGUGUGACAGACCUGCCAUGGGGUUGAUGUUGUCCCAGGUGGUGUAGGCCUCGUAUUCGCCUUCACAAUCGUUACAGUCUUCGUCAGAGCACUUGAGCCAGUUCUCGUAGAUGGCAUCAUGCUCGCAAGAGACAACGUCGACCAUAGAGUAGGCAACAGUUUUGGAACCAUCCUCGGCCAUGAUAUUGUCGGCAAGACAGAAUUUUCCGAAUUCCAUCUUCUUGAUGCUCAAUACUUCUCCUUCGUAGAGAACGUCUCCUUCGCACGAGCCACUGUACUGUGUGAAAGCGAUGGGCGUCUCGAAAGUAAGGGUUUCUUCGCCGGCGAAGACAGAUCCAGCCAUGGUGGCAAGAGCAAGAGCAGUGGUGGAAAACUUCAUUUUGGUACUUGGUAGGCUGUUAUUACAAUGUGCACCUCGGGGAACAGAAUUCGUUU
Pseudo-nitzschia multistriata is the source of this 5645-nucleotide messenger RNA. NCBI's taxonomy places the organism in Eukaryota, Bacillariophyta, Bacillariophyceae, Bacillariales, Bacillariaceae. The record is from the annotation of a GenBank genome assembly.